UCCAAGGACGCUUCGCCGGAAGUAUGGCUGCUGCUGGGGAAAUGAGAAAAAGUUCUCGGUUUUACGUCGGGGAGGUGAAGAAAAAUCUUCGUGAUGGAUAUGGUUUCUAUGUGUAUCCAAACAGUUUUUUUCGUUAUGAAGGAGAAUGGAAAUUGGGAAAAAAAAAUGGGAAUGGAAAAUUGGUAAUGAAAGAUGGCAGUUACUACGAAGGAGAAUUUAAAGAUGGAGAAAUUAAUGGGAAUGGCUUGCGAUAUUGGGCAUCCACAGGUAACACAUAUUCGGGACAGUUUUGCUUUGGAGAACUGCAUGGACAUGGUGUAAUGCAGUAUGGCAAAGGUGGGCAGUAUGAAGGAGAGUUCUCAUAUGGAUUAAGAGAUGGGCAUGGAUGUCUGUUUGACAAAGAAGGAAAUGCAUAUCAAGGCUCUUUUCAUAAGAAUAAGAAGCAUGGAGAGGGGCAGAUUGCUUACAGCAAUGGUGAUGUGUAUGAAGGUGACUGGAUUUUAGAUCAGCGACAAGGACAUGGUGUACUACGUUCAGCAGACAGCUCAAUAUAUGAGGGUCAGUGGAGGAACGAUCUGUUCAAUGGUCAUGGCACUAUGAUUCAUAGCUCAGGCAUCAUCUAUGAAGGACAGUGGAUAAAUGGCCAGCCAGCCUGUGCAGCCACCAAGAUAGUAAUUGAAGGAGGCGAUGUUCUGGAGGUGUUCCAGGACUCUUUUUUCAAUGUUGAAGUCCAACUUCAAGAUGAUGAAGGACAGCUGAUUGCAAAUGAGAAUGGACGGUUACUGAAAAUCUCGGCUGGAGUACGCUUUGUUGAAAACUCUGUCAGGUCCAGUUCUUCUGCCUUGCUUAGGCUGAUUGAAGACAUGGAGGAAAAGCCCAUGUUAACACCAUUUGGGUUCGAGUGUGUCAACUACCCUUUGAUGGAGGUAUCUUCUGAAAGUGAAGUCACAUACAGUGCCAUGCCCAAUAAUGAACAGUCUGAGGUUACAAUGAUGGAUUCUUCAAUUUCAAAAAGUGAAGUGGAGUCACAAAUUGAAUUAGAGGCUACAGAAGGCAGCGAGGCUAACCUUUUAAAUCGAAAUGGAAAAAUUGGUUCUACACAGGCAGAGGACUACAGAGCUGCAGGCUUUCAGGAGUCAUCUACUGGUCUCUCUCAUCCACCUGGAGCAGAAGAUGAAUGGCUCACCAACCCCACCAACCAGAGAGUUGAAGCUGGGCGUGCCACAUUUCGUAACCUCAUGCUGGCUCCUCCUCUGAAAUCCCAUCUACUCCCUGAUCCAUUAUCUGUGCUUGAACAGAAUAAACUCUCUAAAAGACAACCUGGCAAAACACAUUUAGACAAAACAGAAAAGAUUACUGCGUUGCAAGAGAAGAAUGGUGAUACUCGAUCUUAUCUGGGACAUCAGUUGGGAAUUGAUUCAAAAAAAGACACUGCAGAAGGCAGACCACCAAGAACAGGUGACUAUGUCAUUAUCAUCCAGGAAGUAACAAAUCCCCCAUUUCUUGGUUGUACCCUUGCACCAGCUUUUGCUUUACUUAGAGUGAUCCCUUCAAAAACCAAAAGCAACAGGACCAGCAAGAAAGAGUCCAACAUUGUGAAAAGCAAAUAAAGUCAUUUCAAUUUGAUGUCUGCACAGCUCUGGGACCUAAGAUGAGUUGUUUAUAAUUUUUUCCCCUAUGCAUUAGUACAUAGCUGAUGCUGAGACUUGGGGUCCCUCAUCUUUGGCACCCUGCUGACCUUGCUUGUACAAAAUUGAGAGACCAUUUCUGGAGUCAGGAUUAUAAUAACAAACAUGUUUUUGACUUCAUCCAACGUAUACCCAGGUUUGUGAGCAAAACCUCUGCCCUUAAAGUUGCUGAUAUUAUUAUAGCAAAACAAUAAAGUCCUAUGGAUGCACUAUUA
Molecule: messenger RNA, 1903 nt
Organism: Polypterus senegalus (gray bichir)
Lineage: Eukaryota; Metazoa; Chordata; Cladistia; Polypteriformes; Polypteridae
Product: MORN repeat-containing protein 1-like
Exons: 15
Coding region: 24-1610 (528 amino acids)
Source: RefSeq, a predicted model, not a curated record